Molecule: messenger RNA, 2624 nt
Organism: Nannospalax galili (Upper Galilee mountains blind mole rat)
Lineage: Eukaryota; Metazoa; Chordata; Mammalia; Rodentia; Spalacidae
Gene: Lrch4
Product: leucine rich repeats and calponin homology domain containing 4
Exons: 18
Coding region: 85-2601 (838 amino acids)
Molecular function (GO): protein binding
Source: RefSeq, a predicted model, not a curated record
CGACUACGGCGGCUGCGAGGAGGGGGAGGGGAAAGAAGGGCCGGCCGGUGCCGUCAGUCAGGCCGCGGGAGCCGCCGGGAGCGGAUGGCGGCGGCUGUAACGGUUCCACUCGCCGCCGGGGGUGAGGAAGUAGCAGCUCCAGUCUCCGUGCCAGGAUCUCCGGGUCUCCCCGGGAGCCGCAGCGCAGAACGAGCUCUAGAGGAGGCCGUGGCGACCGGGACCCUGAACUUGUCCAACCGACGCUUGAAGCAUUUCCCCCGGGGCGCGGCCCGCAGCUACGACCUGUCAGACAUCACCCAGGCUGACCUGUCCCGGAACCGGUUUCCCGAGGUGCCCGAGGCAGCGUGCCAACUUGUAUCCCUGGAAGGCCUGAGCCUCUACCACAACUGCCUGAGAUGCCUGAACCCAGCCUUGGGGAAUCUCACAGCCCUCACCUACCUCAACCUCAGCCGGAACCAACUGUCGUCGUUGCCACCCUACAUCUGCCAGCUGCCCCUGCGAGUGCUCAUUGUCAGCAACAACAAGCUGGGAGCCCUGCCUCCUGACAUCAGCACCUUGGGAAGCCUGCGGCAGCUUGAUGUGAGCAGCAAUGAGCUGCAGUCCCUCCCUGUGGAGCUGUGUAACCUCCGUUCCCUGCGGGACCUUAAUGUUCGGAGGAAUCAGCUCAGCACCCUUCCUGAUGAAUUGGGGGACCUUCCUCUGGUCCGCCUGGAUUUCUCCUGUAACCGUGUCUCCCGCAUCCCGGUCUCCUUCUGCCGCCUCAGGCACCUGCAGGUCAUUCUGCUGGACAGCAACCCCCUGCAGAGCCCACCUGCCCAGAUCUGCCUGAAAGGGAAACUUCACAUCUUCAAGUACUUAUCAACUGAGGCUGGGCGACGUGGACCUGCCCUGGGGGACCUGGCCCCUUCCCGCCCCCCAAGUUUUAGCCCCUGCCCCGCUGAAGAUUUAUUUCCAGGACGUCGAUACAAUGGUGGUCUGGACUCAGGCUUCCACAGUGUUGACAGUGGUAGCAAGCGGUGGUCUGGAAAUGAGUCCACAGAUGAGUUUUCAGAGCUGUCAUUCCGGAUUUCAGAGCUGGCCCGGGAGCCUCGGGGGCCCAGAGAACGGAGAGAGGAUGGUUCUGGUGAUGGAGACCUGGAACAGAUUGACUUCAUCGACAGCCAUGUCCCUGGGGAGGACGAGGAGCGAGGUCCUGCUGAGGAGCAGCUGCCUCCUGAUUUAAACCUUGUAGCAGGGGAUGCGGAAAAGGCACUGAGCAGCAGGCGGGAGGAGCCGGCAGGGGAGGAGAGGCGGCGCCCAGAUACCUUGCAGUUGUGGCAGGAGCGGGAGCGACGGCAGCAGCAGCAGAGUGCGCUGUGGGGAGCCCCCAAGAAGGACAGUGUCCUGAAGCUGGGGAUCAGGGCUGCUGGGACAGGUGCUGCCACCUCGUCGACUCAGGCUGCCUGCAAUGGCCCACCCAAGUUCAUUACCACCCAACUGGGAGCUUCAGGGGGACAGGGAGCUCCUACACCUGCCUCCACCUCCCAGGAGCCCCUUCCUGUGUCUGGACCAGCGACAGCUCCUGCUCCCCGGCCGCUGGGCUCCAUUCAGAGACCAAACAGCUUCCUCUUCCGUUCCUCUUCCCAGAGUGGCUCAGGCCCUUCCUCCCCAGACUCUGUCUUGAGACCUCGGCUAUCUCCACAGAUUCCAGACGAGAAGGAGUUAGUGUCCCAUCUGCGCCAGGUCCUUGAGUCACGGCUGCAGCAGCCUCUGCCAGAUGACCUGGCUGAAGCUCUUGCCAACGGGGUCAUCCUCUGCCAGCUGGCUAACCAGCUGCAGCCCCGCUCGGUACCCUUCAUUCACGUGCCCUCUCCUGCUGUGCCAAAGCUCAGUGCCCUUAAGUCUCGGAAGAAUGUGGAGAGUUUCUUAGAAGCUUGUCGAAAAAUGGGGGUGCCUGAGCUUCCAUGUGUCGUUUGUCCACAAGCGUCCGGCAGGGUCUACCAGGAGCCCGGGCCCCUUCACAUUAGCCUUGCUUGGGACCACCAGGGGAACUUAACCUGGGCCCCUCCCCCAGGAGUCCCUGUGCCUGCCCCACCACAUCCUGGAAGAGGAGGGGGCCCCCGGAAGGGGACUCCCCCACAUCGCUGCUGUCCUUCAAGCGCUGCUGGACCGGCCUUAGGGGUGGAGGUCGGGCUCGGCGCAGCCGCUGCAGGACGGCGCCCAGAAGCAGAAGACCCCCGGCUCUGCCCACUACCAAGGACUGGGUGGCAGUGCCCUGGGUGCGCUGGCCUGGGCAGCCCUCGUACUCGGGCUGCUUCGGUGGCAGGCGGGGUGGAGACCCUGUGUGAAUGUGUGAGCACAAUAAAGAAGGCCGUAGGCCGGCCCCAGGUGUGUGCGCGCCCUGGCUUCUGUGGGUGCCGCGGUGGGCUGCGCCUGGGGUGGGCUGCGCUUGGGCUUGGCGCCAAGGGGACUCGCGGCUCUGCCGCCAGGGGGAGCCUGAGAGCCUGGCGGGAGCGCGCCACGUGGCGGGAUACGCUCAGCUCAGCGCUGGCGUUGUGCGACGCCUCAGAGGUAGGCCAGGCCGGGUUCCAUGCCACGGGCGCGCAGACGGCCCUGCCCUAAGCCUGUCCGGACACCGAUGUUGC